AAUGGUGGCAUUUACGUAGUUUGGUAAUAAAGAGAGUUAAAUGGUGGUGUUCGUGGGAUUUGAGUCCCUGGGGUUCUAGAACCAGAACCAAUCGAAAUUCUUUCUGACAAUAUAAAAAAAGAAAAAAUUAAAAAAAUAUAUAUAUUUAUUGUAUUUUAUUUUUUGAAAAAUACACACACAUAUAUAAGAGGAUCUUCCAUUUUACCUCAGGACCUGGAUUUUCUUCCUCGUCUAUCUCCAUCUCUGAAAACCCUAAUUAGAGGUCGCCGUUUGUGUUUCACUUCUGACUCUUUUGGACACAUAAAAAUAUAAGAUCAGCUUGUUGUAGGGUUUGUAUGUGGAUUGAUUACCUGGAUGCUGAAGGUGUAAUUGUUAUUUUAUCUUGUGUAUAGAUGGAGUGGUUGUUCUGUCUUUGUGAAGAAAUUUGGGUGUAAAAGGUCAGGCCAGAGGAGGAACAAAUGGAGGCUAAUAUAUGCGAUGUCAAUCAUUUGGAUGCUGACGUUCUUUUGCCUCCUCGAAAGCGUCUGCUAGCAGGAUUGAAAAAACAGAAUUCAGAUGGAGAUAGUACUUCGCAACCAUCUCUAGUUCCUGCUGCUUCUUCUCCAGCUUCUUCCUCUUCUGCUUCAGCAUCUGUGUUUGCUUCUUCUUUGUCACCUUCUUCAAGUGAAUUUAACAAUCGUCUUAACAAUUUGUUAAGUUCUCAUAGUGCAAAUCUUUCACCUGAAGAGAUAGUUGAUGCAUCAAGGAUAGCAGCUUCUGCUGCAGCUAAGGCUGCUGAGACUGCUAGAGCUGCAGCUGAAGAGAAGGCAGCGAUAGCAGCAAAGGCAGUGGCUGCUGCCAAAAGUGCUUUAGAUUUGGUUGCCUCUUUUUCUGAAGAGGGGGCCAGCAAAGAUAGAUACACGAGAAAGAAUAAGUUGAAGAAGCAUGUCCCAGUUCAGCUAUUGUACAAAAAAUACCAACCAAUUGAGAAUUGUAAGAAAGAUGAAGAAUUGGCUCGUAAGUUGCACAGAGCAAUAAACAGCUCCCCAAGAACAUGUAAGAAUUCUUCGAGUUCUGACUUGAGGGGUCAUAAACACAAGAAGCCUAAAAUCUCAUCCACUUCUGAGAGAACAAGGUCCAAUGGAGAUAUGGUAUUGGAGCAAAACCGUACAUCUGCUUGUAAUGGACAUGCUGUAGCAGGUGAGGUUGAUGAUUCUGAAGGUACCAUCCGAGAGUCGUACAAAAAUAAAGCAGAUGAAAAGGCAUGUAGAUAUGAUAAAGCUGGCCAAUUGGAGAUGGAUUACGGAGAAGCAGAAUCAAGUCAGACAAAUGAGAAAACUUGGGAUGAUAUAUCUACUUCUGGUAAAAAGAGAGGCAGAGUGAAGCUAAAAAAGUUGCCCUUGAGCAUAUGCACUUUCAGGGAUCAAGCAAAUCCCAAAGAAGAGGCUGAUACUAGAAGCAUGCCAUUGGCUGAUAUGAACAUGGGCAAUCCUACCGGUGGCAAUAUGCCUUUGUUUACCAUGGAUCCAUCUUCUGAGGUUGUAAGGCCAAUUGAGGCAACUUCAGUGUGGAAAUGUCAGCAGUUUAAUGCACCUGCAUGUGUAAAACAAAAUAAAGUUAUGCAGUCAUAACAUCCAAAUCCUAUUUUGGUGAAUGGUGGCUACCAAAGAUAGAAGUUGAUAGCUGAGGUAGGAUUCAAGAUGCUCUUCUUAUAGAAACGACGGCUUUGUUUCCUUUUAUCUUUUAUCUUUUUUUUUUUAUUUUUUUUAUUUUUUUAUUUUUAUUUUUAUUUUUUUCAUUUUGGCUUUGUAAUGAACAUGAAACUGACUUAAGUGUAAAUUAGAUGUUUAAAUUCCUUGCA
Ziziphus jujuba (common jujube) is the source of this 1840-nucleotide messenger RNA. RefSeq lists its product as uncharacterized. The coding region runs from base 459 to 1610 and encodes 383 amino acids. The record is from RefSeq and is a predicted model, not a curated record. NCBI's taxonomy places the organism in Eukaryota, Viridiplantae, Streptophyta, Magnoliopsida, Rosales, Rhamnaceae. The transcript is spliced from 2 exons.